CCAGUAGUCAGGGCUGCUAGUCCGUCACCCGACCCGAACAUGGCUGCGUCCGGUCUUGUGCUCGCUUCGCUCGUUCUUGUCGCAUCUACGCUCAAACUGCCCUCCUACACACCGGCAUGCAGUCGGAAUGAUCCCAAGCUGAAUGAAUGCGUUGUGAGACACGGCCAGCAAGCUAUUCCUCAGUUCAUUAAUGGUGACCCCAAGUAUCGAGUGCCUCAGCUGGAUCCUCUCACCAUCAACCAGUUGUCGAUACGGCAGGGCACAAACCAGGUGGGAAUCAACCUGCAGGUGCGUGACUGCAAGAUCUACGGCUUACGCCAUGCACAGUUCAUUGCUGCAAGGACGGAUCUGAAGAAGAGGCAUAUCGAGUGGGACUUCAAAAUACCAUCAGUGCAGAUCCGAGGCUUCUACAAUAUCUCAGGCAAAGUGCUCAUCCUUCCCAUCAGUGGGUCGGGCAAGGCCAACAUCACCAUCAAUGAUCUUUCAAUCACAUACAAGUAUGACUGGGAACUUGUCAAGAAAGGAAAUGGAAAACAUUACAUGAAUUUCACCAACAGUGAGCUGCUCUUCGACAAUGGAAGAGCCUUUUUCCAACUGGACAAUCUCUUCAAUGGUGAUAAGCUUCUCGGUGACAACAUGAACUAUUUCCUGAACGAGAACUGGAAGGAGGUGACCAGAGAGCUGGGCCCGGCACUAGGAGAAGCAAUUGGGGAAGUCUUCCGUUUAUUGUUGACUAACAUAGCGGACCUUGUUCCUUACGAGUACAUCUACCCUGACAUUCCUGCCACACCUGAGUGACCUCAACACAUGACUCAGUGAUAAGCAGUCAUCCAGAGACGAUGCAGAGAUAGGUGCAGUGGUAUGUCUAUAGAUUGUGUGACUACAGAUUCCAAAUUUAUCACUGGAAAUCUUACCGAAAAAUUAAUAACUUAUUGUCAAAACAACCUCCAGUACAGACACUAUGCUCUACGGUCUGUAACACAAAUAAGCAUUAUUGACUUGUGUGUGUGUAUAGAACAUAAGGAACAUAGUGUGAUAGACAUAAUCAUAAUUAAUUUGGUUCCAGUAAUAUCAAAUUAUUAACUGUUAAUAGAUCAAAAUCAAAAUAUUGUAAUUAAUUGUGUGCACAUAAAAUACCCUAUUUUAUAUAACUCAGACUGAAAUGGAACAAGUUGUGAUGUCUAUCAAGAUCUUCUUAGCUAGGAAAGUUUCAGUAGAUGAGUUUAGACUCCUACACUGGUUGAGAAAGCGUACUCAGAUGAAGUUCACUUCAAGUACAUUCUCAGCCAGUGUAAGAGACUAAACUCAACUACCAAACUGAAUACUGGAAGGUGACAUAGUAAUUUUAUUCAUUUAUUUGCUUGUUAGCAUUUUACUUCUUGACAUGCCACUGUGGUUAGCAGUUACAGAAAUGAAAACUCAAGGAUAGAAUCGAUAAUAACAAAAUUGCAACUGACAAGAUUUUAGCAAUUUAUUUGUUUAGUAGGUAAUGUUAUAGUUACUUAGUGUUACAACAGUCAUUUAUUUUGACUUUAAUGUGUAGUAUGUAAGUUUUAUUAGGUCCAAAUUAAAACAUGCUGGUUAAAUAAAAUGUAAUGAUGCGUUAGGUUUAAGUAUUGGUUGAUUGAAAUGGUCCAGAUUAUUGAUGUGAUACAUUUUGUUUUGUUGUUUGGUUCAAAAGAACACAACAUAAGCCCAACUUCUGUGUAAAAGGUAACAAACUUGAUCUCGUGUCUUGUUAAGUGUCUAAGUUGACUGGUGUUUUUAGAUAGUUUAUUUUUGUAUGUGUAAGUAAUAAUUUACUUGAAUAAUAACUACAAAUAUAACUGUUU
Homalodisca vitripennis (glassy-winged sharpshooter) is the source of this 1832-nucleotide messenger RNA. RefSeq names its product protein takeout-like. Lineage: Eukaryota; Metazoa; Arthropoda; Insecta; Hemiptera; Cicadellidae. The transcript has 6 exons. The record is from RefSeq and is a predicted model, not a curated record. Bases 40 to 798 code for a protein of 252 amino acids.